Molecule: messenger RNA, 1224 nt
Organism: Anguilla rostrata (American eel)
Lineage: Eukaryota; Metazoa; Chordata; Actinopteri; Anguilliformes; Anguillidae
Product: homeobox protein vent1-like
Exons: 3
Coding region: 93-929 (278 amino acids)
Molecular function (GO): DNA binding
Source: RefSeq, a predicted model, not a curated record
GAAAAGGAGUUGGGAACGCCGUGGAAAGAAGGCAGCCGCGGUGUCUGGGAUUUAACGUCGGAUCGGGUUUUUGGGAUUCGAGGUUGGGGACGAUGAAAGGGCGCUUCACCAUCGAGUGGCUGUCCCAGAGCAGCCAGGCCGCCGCCGCUGGGCCCGGGCUGGGGGACCCCUGCACUUCCGGGACCCCCCCAGAGAGCCUGCCGGGGCUGUACUGCAGCAGGGAGCGGGUCGGCUCGGAGACCCAGCACCGGGACCACCGGCACCAGCGCACCCUCGCCCCCCAGCACCCAGAGCCCACCCCGGGACACGUCUCCAACCCCUCUUCCUCCUCCUCCUCUCAAGCUACAGAGCCAGGCUUCAGCAGUAGUACAGAAGAAGAGACGUCAGGGUACGAGAGCGAAGGGGAGCGCUCUCUCUCCCCCGCAACCCCGCGGGACACCCAUGAUACGUCCCCCGCCGCCGGACGCAGGCCACGCACCGCUUUCACCGUCGAGCAAAUCAACCGGCUGGAGAAAGCCUUCAAGAAGAACGCGUACCUGGGCACGCACGACAAGGCCGAACUCUGCAGGAAGCUCAAUCUGUCCGACAAGCAGAUUAGGAACUGGUUCCAGAACAGGCGCAUGAAGCUGAAGAGGACCGUGCAGGACACCCUGGCCCAGGCCUGUCAGGCAAAGAUGACCUCCCAGCUGCUGCACUACCCCCAGCUCCAGGCUUUCGGGCCUGUCCCGCACCCCGGAUAUUACCCCGCCCAGGACAGCCCCACCCCUUACGCACCGCCUUUCAGCCUGCACUACCUCCCCUCUCCUGUGGGGGGCGCCCCCAUCCCCACAGAUCCCCUUUACCACCAGUACAGCAGCCUGCCCAGUCUGUUCACAGCUGCGGGCAGUGCGACCCUCACGGCCCCCCACUAUUACCCCACCCACUACUAAAACAACCACCCCCCCCCCCCCCCCGGAAGACACCACCAGUCAGCCAAAGACCUGUAUCUCUGUUCCAGAGCAUUAAUCCUCAAUAUUAGAAAAGCCCAAGUUCUGCCAGACAGGGAAGAGUGCAAUAUGCCUCCUAUGCCAUUUGAUUUGUUUUGUUCUGUGUGCGUUAUAAAUGUUAUUUAAAAAAUGAUAUUGUACAUAAACUAUAUUGUGCCUGACUGUCCAUGGUUUCGAGAAUGCCAAUUUCAAAUGUAUUUUGAUGUCUUUUCGAUUUUAAUUAAAUGCAUUUCUUUAA